This is a messenger RNA of Galeopterus variegatus (Sunda flying lemur), 1184 nucleotides long. It is a transcript of the gene RNF135, whose product is annotated as ring finger protein 135. Gene Ontology annotation, cellular component: cytoplasm. Bases 1 to 1110 code for a protein of 369 amino acids. Gene Ontology annotation, molecular function: ubiquitin-protein transferase activity; protein binding; ribonucleoprotein complex binding. Lineage: Eukaryota; Metazoa; Chordata; Mammalia; Dermoptera; Cynocephalidae. The record is from RefSeq and is a predicted model, not a curated record. Gene Ontology annotation, biological process: regulation of innate immune response. The transcript is spliced from 6 exons.
AUGGCGGGCCUGGGGUCCGGUCCCUCCGUCCCCGUGUGGCUGGCCGAGGACGACCUGGGCUGCAUCAUCUGCCACGGGCUGCUCGACUGGCCCGCGACGCUGCCCUGCGGCCACAGCUUCUGCCGCGACUGCCUGCAGGGCCUCUCGGUCCCCGCGCCCCAGCGCCGCCCGGCGCAGCCGCCGGUGGUGGUACAGAAGAACAUCACAGAAGUUGGUCGGCAGCUGACAGAGCUGGUGGAACAGCUUGAAGACAUUGUCAGGAGCCUUCAGAAUCAGGGGCCCCCCUCAGAAUCUGGACCAGACGAUGAACAGAGCAUCCUGUGCAUGACUUUUUCUUCUGGGAUGAACCUUGCCUCGGCUUCUCCAAAGCUAGUGACUUCCAACACAUCCGAGGGAAAAAUUAGAGAUGUUCUACAUAACCUAGAAGCAAUUCGGGAAAAAUUACAAGAAAACUUCACAUUGAAAGAAGCUCCUGAAGAACAAACACAAGUGAAACUCCUAAAAGCUCCAUCUUCUUCCUCAUGCCCACUGCCUGACCAGAGCCCCACUGCACCCAAGAGGACCUCUCGGUUUGCUCAAUGGGCCAUCAAUCCAACCUUUGACUUGGGCAGCCUGGCCUGUAGCCUGGAGGUAUCCGAGGAUUGCCAGAGAGUGACUGUGUCUCACUAUCCACAGCCCUAUCAGUGGAGUCGUGACAGGUUUUCAACCAGCCAGGUCUUAUGUUCUCAGGCCCUUUCUUCUGGGCAGCAGUACUGGGAAGUGGACACUAGGUAUUGCAGCCACUGGGCAGUUGGAGUAGCUUCCUGGGGGAUGAGCCGUGACUUUAUCCUGGGAAGGACUAUAGACUCUUCAUGUGUAGAGUGGAAGGGAACAGGCCAUCUCUCUGCAUGGCACAUGGUCAAGGAAACUAUCCUCGGCUCAGACAGACCUGAGGUAGUGGGCAUCUGGCUGGACCUUGAGGAGGGAAAGCUUGCCUUCUAUUCAGUGGCUGAUCAGGAGAAGCUUCUGUAUGAGUGUCUGGUCUCUGCCUCCUCUCCUCUGCACCCUGCCUUCUGGCUAUAUGGCUUACAUCCUGGAAAUUCCCUGAUCAUAAGGCAAGUAAAGGUGUAAAGGUUUGUCAGGGGUUAAAAUACAGUGGUUUCUUGGUCUCUCUCCCUGAUUUCAAGGAGGGCGGCAACUUGACU